Actinia tenebrosa (Australian red waratah sea anemone) is the source of this 10309-nucleotide messenger RNA. Its product is annotated as fibrillin-1. The record is from RefSeq and is a predicted model, not a curated record. Gene Ontology annotation, molecular function: calcium ion binding. Lineage: Eukaryota; Metazoa; Cnidaria; Anthozoa; Actiniaria; Actiniidae.
CAGUAUCAACAAUCAAGACUUGGAGUCAUCCCAAGUCUUCGACAACGUCUCUGGGAGGGAUCUAAAAGGGCCUUGUGGUUUUACAGACGCAAAUCUUCGUCUUUGAGCUUCCUUCUCAUAGAAUUCAAGUUGAUACGAGUUAGAGAAGUCGUGGUCGCGACUUGGUUUGGUUUUCUAUCUUUGACUUGCUUGGUGUUAGUUUUUCUUUGAAGAUUUUCAUAGCUGAAGGCUUGUCGCUGAGUUCUAUAAAGAAACAAAAGGCCAGAAGCUCGACAAAUCAGACCAUCACUCCCAAAGACGUUAGGCGUGCAUCUGAAGACUAACCAACAGCGUUGAGAAUAGAAUUGUGAACAUCUGUUUGACAAAUUCAUUUCGGACACCUUAUUACAUCUUACUUGGUCCUUCGACAAGCGUGCAAUAACUUAGAUUCAAGAAAUGAUGUUUAGGCUUGUAUUAAGCUUCGUAUUUCUGGCCAAAACCUUAUCUCAGUUCAAUCCCCGCGGUACCACGCAGCCGAAACAGUACAAUAUACUUAAAGGGCCUAAUGUUUGUGGUGCGGCGCAAGGACCGCGUUGUUGUCCUGGCUGGCAACAGAGAACAUCAGUAGGAUUAUGCAUUGUUCCGAUUUGUCGGUUUGGAUGUGGUUCAGGAGGAUGUUCUGGACCGAACAGAUGUCGUUGUCCCGAUGGUUCCUUUUUACCUCGAUGUCGGGGAAAAAUAGGUGCGAGUUCUUGUACUAUUUUAUGUUUUAACGGUGCUCAAUGUAAGAAUAAUGUGUGUACGUGCAAACCUGGAUUCACUGGAAAAUUCUGUGAAACUCCCAUUUGUACACAGCCUUGCGUGAAUGGCGGUCGAUGUGUCGGCCCAAACAGGUGCGCAUGUCCGUAUGGCUUCACUGGAAACCAAUGCCAAGCAGACUACAGGACUGGACCUUGCUAUACAGUGAUUAAGAACAAGAUGUGCCAUAACCAACUUAUUGGUAUCGUUUGCACACGUAACCUGUGUUGCGCAACAGUUGGAAAAGCCUGGGGGAACCCUUGUGAAAGAUGUAAAGCUAAGCCAGAACCAUGUGAACGAGGAUUUCUGCCUAACUUCAGAAGCAAGGCAUGCCAAGACAUCGACGAGUGUAAGGCAAUACCAAAUAUCUGUGGCAAAGGCAAAUGUACCAACACGGUUGGCAGCUAUAAAUGCGUCUGUGAGAGUGGCAAGGUUCUGGACCCAGUGUCCAAGAAGUGUAUCGAUAUUAACGAGUGUGAAACAGUCCCGAACAUUUGCGCCAAUGGUAGAUGCAUAAAUACGGAUGGCGGUUAUGAAUGUAAUUGUAGCAGGGGAUACGUGGCAAGCACGGACAAGAUGUACUGCAUAGAUGCAACGCCUGGUUACUGUUUUGAGGACAUCAUCAACGGCUACUGCUUCAAAGGCUUGAGGGCAACUACAACCAAGGCAGGAUGCUGCUGUUCAAUGAUGAAAGCAAAGGGUUGGGGAACGAACUGUGAACGAUGCCCUGCUAAAGGAACAAGUGUAUAUAACAAGCUCUGUGGAAUGGACCUGCCAACAACAGCCAUGCCACCACCGGUGAACGAGUGUGCAACGAUGACCGGUCUUUGUCCAAACGGAAGAUGUGAAGAUAUGCCUCAUGGAUACAGAUGUGUUUGUAACACUGGCUAUGUUUAUAGAAACGGUACAUGUGUUGACAGGAAUGAGUGUGUCGAGAAUCCUUCACUUUGCCCAAACAGCCGCUGCGUGAAUACUGAAGGCUCAUUCCGAUGCACUUGCAACAAGGGGUACAAGCCCGGACCCGAUGGACGAGGAUGUGUAGAUGUGAAUGAAUGUGUUGAGCAAAACGUCUGCGAAAAUGGACGAUGUACAAAUACUAUUGGUAGCUUCAGAUGUACUUGUAACACUGGUUACACACUUUCGUUAGACAAAAGUCGGUGUGAUGAUAUGAAUGAGUGUCUUAAGCCAAAUGUCUGUCGUAACGGAAGAUGUGUAAAUGUCGGUGGAGCAUUCCGAUGCAUAUGUAAAACUGGAUACGAGUUAAGUGAAGACAACCGCAACUGUGUUGAUACCAACGAGUGUAAGAGUCAAGGGCAGAUGUGCCGUAAUGGCGUCUGUGAGAACACUCCUGGAAGCUAUCGUUGUGUCUGUAACAGUGGAUUUGCGUCUACCUCGGAGGAAAACAGAUGUGAAGAUAUCAACGAGUGUAUAUCGGUGCAAAACGUGUGUUUGAAUGGAAGAUGCGUCAACUCCCCCGGAAACUACCGAUGCGUCUGUGACGCUGGUUAUGCUGUAAGUGCAGAUGGGCACAGAUGUGUAGAUAUUCGUAGGGCUCAAUGUUUCUCGAAGAUCUUAAAUGGCCAAUGUUCAGAGCCACUGUUGAAUCUAUUGACAGUCUCUCAAUGUUGCUGCGGUAUGGAUAAUGGGGGUCAGAGGGGGUGGGACACGCCCUGUUCCCCUUGUCCUCGAAAAGGAACAGCCGAAUACAAGCGAGUUUGCUGUAAAGGGCCUGGAAUGGCAUGUGACGGUACAGAUAUUGAUGAAUGCCAGAACACCGCAGGAAUGAAGAUAGGAAUAUGUGAGAAUGGAAAUUGUCGCAACACCAAUGGAGACUUCGUCUGUGACUGUAAGACCGGUUAUCGAAGUGAUUCGACUCGAAAGCGUUGUAUCGAAAUUGACGAGUGCUUGGAGAAUCCUCAGCUUUGUAAAGGAGGAACGUGUAAGAAUCUCCCCGGAACAUACCAGUGUGUCUGUCCAACUGGAUUCAGCUUCAGCUCCGCAACACAGAUGUGCGAAGACAUUGACGAAUGCGCAGUCAAAGACCAGUGCGUCUAUGGAACGUGUAUCAACUCAAGAGGCAGCUUCUUGUGUGAAUGCCCACGUGGACUAACCCUAGAUGCAACCAAACGAAUUUGUCAAGAUCGUCGAACUGCCCAAUGCUGGACAAAGAUUGUGCUUGAUAAAUGUGAAGAACCCAUCAAUGGUGCUGUUACCAGGGAAGUGUGUUGUCAGUCGGCUCUUGGUAAAGGAUGGGGAAGCCCCUGCCAAAAGUGUCCGACUUUGAGACAAAAGUGUGAUCCUGGUUAUGCCGUCCAGAAUGAACCAAGAUGUACAGAUGUCGAUGAAUGUUCGGUAUUCCCUGGGUUGUGUCGCAACGGCAUCUGCAGAAACACACCCGGAAGCUACCGAUGCGAAUGUUCACCAGGGCUAACAUUAGAUCUUACAAGGAAUGUAUGUGUUGAUCUUCGUAAGGACACUUGUUAUAUGUCAGUCUCAAGCGCCGGGUGUGGAAAAGCGUUCCGUGGAAGUUACAGAAAAGAYGAUUGUUGUUGUUCAUCCGUCAAGGCUGCUGGAUGGGGAAACCCUUGUCAAGAGUGCCCAUUACAGAACACUGAUGAAUUCAAAAGGCUGUGCGGUACUGAUAAACCAGGAUUUAAGCUCAUCGGACCGAGAAUCUCGGAUAUUAACGAAUGCAGCAUGAUGGAAGAACUGUGCCUUAAUGGAAGGUGUGUCAACAAACAAGGAACAUUCCAGUGUGAGUGUAACCAAGGAUACGGUAUCAGCGCUGAUGGACGAUUGUGCGAAGAUAUCGAUGAGUGUAUUAUUUCUGCUGGUCUGUGUGGUAACGGCACAUGUACYAACACUCCUGGUGCAUUCCGCUGCGACUGUUACCGAGGGUUCCGSAACGCACCAAUGAUGAUGGAGGUCUGCAUAGAUAUUAAUGAAUGUGAGCAGAGCCCUUGUUCAGAUGGAAGRUGUGUGAACACUAUUGGUAGUUACAAGUGUGUCUGCCCUGAUGGAAUGGAACUCAUGAARGAUGGAGUCAGUUGUGAAGAUAAAAAUGAGUGCUCUGAUCCUAAUGUGUGUAUCCAUGGGCGAUGCCAGAAUUUCAACGGUGGUUAUCAGUGCAUCUGUAACAUUGGGUUCGAGCCGACAGCCAACAUGAAGGACUGUGUGGAUAUUGACGAGUGUUUGGUCGAGAACGGUCGAUGUGCUGAAGUUUGUAACAAUACUGUCGGUAGCUACACCUGUGCAUGUAAUGCUGGAUUUACUUUACAGCCUGAUGGGAGAACGUGUGAAGAUCUCAACGAAUGCAGGGAGAACCCAGACAUCUGUGGCAAAGGGAACAARUGCACGAAUAUAGUAGGAGGUUACUUUUGUACAUGUAACCCCGGGUACUCGGCGUCCGUCGAUAGAAGAUCAUGUAUUGAUGUGGAUGAGUGUCAAGAAGAUCCCAGACUUUGUACAAACGGCGUUUGCAGAAAUACUCCAGGGUCCUUCAAAUGCCUCUGCGGCAAAGGAUAUGAAAUAGCUAAGGGAACUACAGUAUGCGUGGAUAUUGAUGAAUGUAAGAGGAAUCAAUCUCAGUGCCAUGAGAAUGCUUAUUGUUCAAACGAGGUUGGCUCGUUCCGAUGUGAAUGUAAACCUGGUUUUGUUGGUGAUGGAUUAACGUGCACAGAUGUGGAUGAAUGUAACGACGGAACUGCCAAGUGUAGCAUCCAUGGGACAUGCGUUAAUACUCCGGGAUCCUAUCAGUGCGUUUGUGAAACUGGGUAUACCGGAGAUGGUACCGAAUGUAACGAUAUCAACGAGUGCCUCAACCAGCCCGAGCUAUGUGAACAUGGUCAGUGUGUUAACAARCCAGGGUCAUACAUGUGUGACUGCGAGCUUGGRUACCUCCCAGCACCAGACAAGAUGAGCUGCCAAGAUAUUGACGAAUGCAAAGAAUUCAAAGACCUUUGUGCGCAUGGACGUUGCGAAAACCUGCCGGGAAUGUUCCGGUGUAUCUGUGACCGAGGCUUUCAACUUACGAGAUUGGGCAGCAACUGCACUGAUAUCGACGAAUGCUCGCUUACUGGCAUGUGCCCGAAUGGGAGGUGUGUUAACAGGAUGGGGAGCUACACUUGUGAAUGUGAUGAAGACUUUGUGAUUAACCGUGAUGGUACAGGAUGUAUCGACAUGCGUAAGGGAUUGUGCUUCUUACAAACAAGAGGCAACAACACGUGUCUGAACCCACUCCGAGCUGUUUAUCGUGGUAUCUGUUGUUGUACAGUAGGGAAGGCAUGGAAUGGCUGCGACUACUGUCCWCGACCAGGAACAAAGGAAUAUAGGAAAAUAUGUCCCGGAGGACAUGGAUUUGUGCCUAACCCUAACACUCUCGUUAUUAUUGAUGUGGACGAAUGUCAAGAACUUCCUAAUGUCUGUAGUGAAGGUCGUUGUCUUAACACGAUUGGAAGCUUCCAGUGCACUUGUUCUAAUGGUCUGAGGCAUGAUAUCACCACGGGAAGAUGUGUUGAUAUCGACGAGUGUACCGAAUACCARUACAUAUGUGGUUUGGAUGGAAGAUGUAUCAACACGCCUGGUAGUUACAGGUGUGAAUGUCCACCUGGUCAAGUACUGGAUCCUGUUGAUGGAUUCUGUGUAGAUCUCGGCCGCCAUUUGUGCUACCACGAURAACAAAUCGGUGUCAAUCCUAUUUGUAAGAGCAGUUUUUCUGUUAACAUUACUCGAAGGGAUUGCUGUUGUACAAUUGGCAAAGCGUACCUUAUCAAGACGUGCGAGCGGUGUCCAACCAAAGGAUCGCCUGCUUAUUCAGUCUUAUGUCUGCGCAAGGUUCCCCCUCCCAUCACUAAAAUUGCACCUCAAGUUCCACCCACUACAAAACCAGCAGGGCCAGUGGUUGUWCGCACCGACUUUGUCACACUAUCACCAUCCGGUACUGUAUACACUGAUGAAGCUGUUACUGGACCAAGAACGGUUGCACCAACUACCCCGUUUAUUGGAAUAGUGACAAACGAGUGCAAGCUUAUCCCUGAGCUGUGUUUGUAUGGGAGAUGUAUUGAUCUUGUUGAAGGAUAUCGAUGUGAAUGUCCUCUAGGAUACAAAGUCAAUGACAAGGGUAUCACGUGUGAAGAUGUCGAUGAGUGCAAGAUGAACCCAUGUAUGAACGGUGUUUGCAAGAACACGUUUGGCAGUUUCGUGUGCGUCUGUCCUGAAGGCUUUACUCUGGACAUAACGGGCUUGAUUUGCGAAGACAUGGAUGAGUGUGGUACUCCUGGAUACUGUGAAAACGGGAGGUGUAAAAACAUGAAUGGUAGCUUCAUCUGCGAUUGUAACAAGGGAUUCCAAUUGACACCAAACAAACGAACCUGUGUUGAUCUAAACGAGUGUGUCGCUGGRAAAGAUAUCUGUGGCAACGGUACCUGUAUCAAUACUAAAGGCUCGUACCAGUGUCAGUGUCAUGAAGGAUUCAAGCUCGAUGGCGGGGAAUUCUGCCGAGAUAUUGAUGAGUGUAUAACAGCUGAAGAUAUUUGUAACAAUGGGCUUUGCUUCAACAUUGAGGGGUCCUUCCGAUGUCAAUGUAACAUUGGAUACAAGCUCUCGUUUGAUCAAAGAAACUGCGUUGACAUCAAUGAAUGUACCGAGAUACCAAACUACUGCAAAAAUGGAAGAUGCACCAAUACCAUCGGUGGUGCCCGAUGCGAGUGUCUCGCGGGAUACUCGCUCAGCCYUGACGGCAGACAAUGUGUGGAUCUGAACGAAUGUGACACGAAUCCAAACUACUGUUUCCCAGGAGGUAUUUGUGCUAACACACCGGGUAGUUAUCGUUGCGCUUGUAAUCAAGGUUAUGUUUCUAGCGAGGACGGAACUACUUGCGUUGAUGUACGCGAAGAUUACUGUUUCAACACCUUCAAAGAAGAUAGCUGUACCGAUCCACGCCUGGAGGUAGUAACCAAGUCUGCAUGUUGCUGUUCUAAAGGUCAAGGAUGGGGCGAUCCAUGUGAAUUAUGCCCAUCGCCAAACGCUAAUGAGAAUGAGUGUGUGGAGAAGAAAGAUGCAUGUGGCAAUGGCACUUGUACCAACACCGAGGGCUCCUAUCARUGUGUAUGCAAUCCGGGAUUCGCACCUGGACGGCAGUCACCGAAAUGUGUCGACGUGGACGAGUGCAAGGCCGACAGAAGUCUCUGCGCGUUCCGUUGUAUUAACACACCAGGRAGCUUUAGAUGUGUUUGUCCGAGAGGAUUCGAGCUUGCAGGCAACGGAAGACACUGUAAAGAUGUUAAUGAGUGCACACGUGAUCCAAAACUAUGUCCAUACUUGUGUAAAAACUUCGUUGGAGGAUACAAGUGUAUCUGCGCGCCAGGAUAUGUAGGAGACGGCAGAACGAAGUGUAUAGACAUCAAUGAGUGCCAAACUCAGCCAGGAUUGUGUCGUAAUGGCGUCUGYCGUAACAUUGGAGGAAGCUACGUGUGUGAUUGUAACGUUGGAUAUGUGCGCUCCAAGAACGGCAAGAGAUGUGAAGAUACUCGCAAAGGAUUGUGUUUUGCCUCGGUUAGCAUCAACGGAGUCUGUGAAGCUGUAACCAAACAGAUGAUGCAGAUUACAAAGGGACAAUGCUGCUGUACAGCUGGCAAGGCUUGGGGAACAAGCUGUGAGAUUUGUCCUUCCCAAGGAACAUCGGCGUUUAGAGAUCUUUGUGUUGAUCCUGGAACAGUAACGGAUAAAGUGUGUGAAAUGGUGCCUGGAUUAUGCAAGAACGGCAAGUGCAUGAACAUCAUAGGUGGCUACAGAUGCAUGUGUAACGUUGGCUUCAAGCUUUCUACCAAUGGCCGAAGAUGCGAUGAUAUUGAUGAAUGUCAACACACGCCGAAAGUGUGCCAAUUCACCUGCAGAAACACCGUCGGCUCGUAUGAAUGUAGCUGUGCGAUUGGCUAUCGCCUUGCUGACGACAAGAAAACAUGYGAAGACAUUGAUGAGUGCGUAGCAGGCACUCAUAACUGUCAGUAUCGUUGCAUCAACACACGAGGAAGCUAUAGAUGUGACUGUCCUGUUGGCUACAUGAAGAAUGGAGUCACGUGUGUGGACAAGGACGAGUGCAUGAUGACCCCGAACCUCUGUGGACAAGGAAAAUGUGUGAACACUCCUGGUAGUUACCGCUGUACAUGUAACGARGGCUUUACAUUCGACCCCAAGACAAUGACGUGCACUGACAAGGACGAGUGCAAAACCCAACAGCCUCAGUACUGUCAGUCUGGCUGCAUCAAUCUGGUCGGAAGCUUCAGAUGCAGCUGUCAGGUUGGGUUUGUUCAGGACGCAUACUGGAAUCAAUGCGUUGAUCAGAAUGAGUGCAGUAGCUAUGGACGCUGUGGGGCAGCUCGUUGUAUCAACACUCUGGGUAGCUUCUACUGUGGCUGUAAUCAAGGCUAUGUGUUGGGUCAAGGUGGACAAGCAUGUCAAGACGUAAAUGAGUGCUUAACGGGUCAGAAUCCUUGUAGCUACGGCUGUAACAACAAAAGAGGUGGAUUCAGCUGCUCGUGCCCGCAAAACUUCUACCCCAUCGGUGGAGGACACUGUUUAUCACCAUACGGAGAGGCAUGCUAUGAAUGCGCACUGGCAAAGGGCGAGACAAUUCCUACCGGAGGUGUUCCUCUGGUAGAGAGCACCGACGCGACACAAGCUCCUUCCACGCCGCCCCCGGCUGCUGAUAGCUACAGUAGACAGAGGUUGUUUGCAGACCAGGCAAGACGGAACAUAAAUCAGCCUCCUUAUCGACCUCAGAACCAGUACCAACACCCUUAUCGACAGCAGCAAACAGGUCAAUAUGGUGGAUUCCAGCAGCAGCAGCAGCAGCAGCAGCGACCGCUACAGAACCAGUACUAUAACCAACAACCGCGACAACCACAACAACAAUACCGACAACCCUAUAGACAACCCUAUAGACAACCCUAUCAACAACCUUAUCAACAACCCUAUGGUCGAACCUACCCUCAGGGUCCUAGUGGCUACUCGUACCGUUACUCGUCCUCUCAAUCCACGUACACGACUGCCGGAGGACGUCGAAAACGUUCGCUGCACCGAAUCAAAAGAAUAGGGCUCAAAUACAACAUGACAUCGGGUGACAUAAUCCUCAAGCUCGUGCCUGUGUUGAGAUCGCUUAAUGGUACGAUGGARUAUAUGAUAGAGAAAGCUAAUCGUUCGCUSUUUAAAGUUGAGCACAAUGCUGGGACCAUGAUCCUGCGAGCUAGACCUGGCCUGAAAGUUGGGCAGAUGCACAAGGUUUGGCUUAAGCCAAAAUCCUUGAAGCAACCACGAAGAACCAACUCCAACGAGAAGAAGAACGCGAAAGAAAAGCCAAGCCACACAGAGCGCGUAAAGAAAGCGGCGCGUGUCGUAGGUAUGAGAGAAGCCAUGAGAUUUUUACUUCAUCUACAAAUUGAAGUCGUUUGAAAACUGGGACAAAACGAUGGAGAAACUUUGGAUUUUUUUUAGCUAUAAGAUUGGUAAUAGAUCSGUCAGUACGCACGGCUCUUAUUAGAAUGAUAGUCUGUCAAAUGUAGCUAAAACAAAUGUUCAAAGGUCAAUGAAUUUCAUUAGAAAAUUAUUUAGUUAGAUACCGUUAUGUCCCGGCGCUAUCAAUCGAACGUGAAUUCGAACGAUCGAUUCCAUCGAAUCCAAUCGAAUCCAGUCGAAUGAUUGGAUUCGACUGCAUUCGGCAAUCAAAUGAAAUCGAAUUAAAAAAAAAAGUUGUGGCCAAUCGAACACAAUCGAACAUUCGAUUACGUUCGAUUAAAAUCGAAUACAAUCGAAUUCACCUUUUUUUAAUUCGAUAAGUCGUUUGACUACCGAAUGCAAUMGAAUACAAUCAUUGGAUUUCCGAAUCAUUCUAUUGAUUACGCCGGGCAAAGGGAAGUCGACAAAUAGGAGUUUUAUAAUUAAAAUAAUAAGCAGGAAAGUAAAAGACGUCCGAUCUCUAAGCUCCAAGCAUCAGUCCUUAUUUCAUUAAAAUUAUUUCCUCGUAAUUUACUCUAGCUCAAAUAGAUUUUCUUAGAUACACCAAACCGACAGCCGACUCGAUAUCGAUCGAAACCUAUAACAAUAGAUUACACGUCGGUAUAUAUUUCUUCGAUUUGCAGUUGUCAUAUAGAGGCUUUGCACCCUCACGUGAUGGCAGCCAUGACAGGAGGCAGGAACAAUUGAGUCUAGUCUAAUCUGAUUUACAUUAGAAAGAAUUCAGUUUCCCAGGGGAAAACGACUCUAUUGUCAUGCCUCCUGUCAUGGCUGCCAUCACGUUAUGGCGCAAAGCCUCUAUGGAUGCUUGGCAAUAAACUUAAACGAUAUAUAAAAUAGGGUGCGAGGGAUUCAUCCAGAAUUCUUUUCGAGGGCAUGAUAAACAAGAAACCGUUUAUUGGUUUUUAAUAUGAAUUGUCGCGACAGUAUAAAUUUAUAGGAUCUUAAAUAUUUGUAAAAAACAACAGUUAAGAGUAAGAACGCUCAACUCAUUUAGCCUAUUAAAUAAUUUUGAUGUAAAAUU